Messenger RNA from Pseudoliparis swirei, 7144 nucleotides. Its product is annotated as arf-GAP with Rho-GAP domain, ANK repeat and PH domain-containing protein 1-like. Gene Ontology annotation, biological process: signal transduction; positive regulation of GTPase activity. Gene Ontology annotation, molecular function: phosphatidylinositol-3,4,5-trisphosphate binding; protein binding; GTPase activator activity. The transcript is spliced from 35 exons. Lineage: Eukaryota; Metazoa; Chordata; Actinopteri; Perciformes; Liparidae. The coding region runs from base 155 to 4858 and encodes 1567 amino acids. The record is from RefSeq and is a predicted model, not a curated record.
CUGAAUUCAUCUCGAAGGAGACCGACCGACAGACAGACAGACAGACAGGCAGGCAGACAGACAGACAGGCAGCAUGUUUCAGCGGAGUGAAUAUAAAAGGCCGUGUGAGCCGUGAGGCGCCGAGGUCGACGUCUCAGGCUCCGCCCACACCGUGAUGUCUGAGCCCGGCUCCCCGCUGUGGGACUGGCUGAGCGUCCUCCGCCUGGAGCAGUACGCCGCCGCCUUCCGGAGCGCAGGGCUGGCGUCGCCGCGGCGAUGUCGCAACCUCACGGCCGCUCAGCUGGAGGCGAUGGGCGUCACGCUGCCGGGCCACCAGAGACGCAUCCUGGCCAGCCUCAAGGAGAGAGAGACAGGAGGUGGAGAGACAUUGAGACCAGUGGCCAGGGAGAGAGAGAGAGAGGAACCAGAACCAGAGGCCAGGGAGAGGCAGGCGCCCCAGAUGAAAGAGGAGAGGGGAGAAGGAGGAGACAAGAAGAGGGAGAAGCCACUUCCUGGACUGAGACGCAUGGCAUCUGGAGAAGAAGAGAGGGAUGGAGAGGGAGGAGAGAAGAAGAGGGAGAAGCCACUUCCUGGACUGAGACGCAUGGCAUCUGGAGAAGAAGAGAGGGAUGGAGAGGGAGGAGAGAAGAAGCCACUUCCUGGACAAAGAACAAGAGGAGGACGAGAGGAAGAGAGGGAUGGAGAGGGAGGAGAGAAGAAGCCACUUCCUGGACAGAGAACAAGAGGAGGACGAGAGGAAGAGAGGGAGGGAGAGAGGGAGAAGCCGGUGCCCAAAGAGAGGACGAGGUUCCGCCCCAGCGCCCCGGUGCACUCUGGGUGUUUACCCCCGGUGCCGCCACGCAGCGUCCCCAACUGCCCCCCCCAGCGCUUCACCGCCUCCCCCCCGACCUCCCCCCCCACCCAUGCGCCUCUCCACCCUCCCACCCUCCUCCCCCUUCAGCCACCUGUCCGUCACGCGGCCGGUGACGGAGGAGGAGCUUCUGCAUCCGUCUCCCACGGCAACGAUGUGAAUGCUCCUCCUCUCCCUCCCAAAUCAGGGGCGUGGCCUAAAGGACGUCCACCAAUCCCUCACCGAGUGUGUGUGCUGCCACCUAGUGGACACGAUGGAGAACUGCACCGCUUCACUUUGUUACUGGGACUUUUUAUAUAUAUCUCUUCUCCCACCAGGACCGUCCCUGGCGAGCUUCAGAGGGCGCUCGCCCCUCAGCUGCCUCCUCGUUGCCGAGGAGACGCUCGUCUGUCGCGCCCGCCGGCGAGGAGACUCACUCGUCUGUCCCGGGACGCCAAGUCACUCGAUGAUUCUGAUGACUACGAGGAACCAGAACUGUUCUACCCCGGAGUGAACGACCCAGACAGGGACAUGUCCCUGGAGGUUCCUCUCCGGUUAAAGGGCCGGUACAGUUCUUUGUGCAGUGAUGAUGAGCAGCUGGACGAUGAAGAUGAGGAGGGGGUCUACCUGCCCACCAGAGGCAGACUGUCGUCGACCUCUAAAGAAGACGACGCUCAGCUGGCCGCCGUCAUCAAGAUGGGCUGGCUGGACAAGAACCCACCUCAAGGGGCUCUUUAUUAUCAGCGCCGGUGGGUGAAGCUGGACGUCGACUACCUCAGAUACUUUGACAGUGAUAAGGCGGUGUAUUCUAAGGGGAUCAUCUCCAUGGCCUUCGUCACUAACGUGACCAGCGUGGGGGAGCUGAAGUUUGAGGUCGUCACAAACAACCGGACGUUUAUCUUCAGGGCGGAAAGUGAAGCCGAGAGGAACAGCUGGGUGUCUGUCCUGCAGGACUCCACCAGGGGGCGCCACCUGCGCAGCGGCGCCGUGAGCUCCACCACGCCGUCCCGGGACUUCCAGGGAUACCUGGAGCUCCGAGGGCUGCGACCCAAACUCUACACCGUGGUGGCCUCGGAUAAAGUGUUCCUCUACAAGAACAUAGAGGACUAUCGGAUAGGAGUCGGCAUCACCUCCAUUGAGAUGAACGUAGGAAACGUUAAAGAAGCAGAUCGUCGAGGCUUUGACCUCACGACCCCGUACCGCAUAUUCAGCUUCGUGUGCGAGUCGGAGCCGCUGAGGGAGCAGUGGGUCGGCGCCAUGCGGGACGCCAUCGACGAGGCGCUGUCCAAUAGCGAGGUGGCGGAGCGGAUCUGGGCGGAGCCUAGCAACAGCCUGUGUGCCGACUGCCAGGCGCCGCAGCCGGAGUGGGCGGCCAUCAACCUGUGCGUGGUCGUCUGCAAGAGAUGCGCAGGAGAACACAGAGGUCUGGGUCCGAGCAUCUCAAAGGUUCGUAGUCUGAAGAUGGACAGGAAGGUCUGGACAGAGGAGCUGAUACAGGUGUUCCUGUUGUUAGGCAACAAGCGUGUGAACAGCUUCUGGGCCGCCAACGUGCCGCCGAGUGAAGCUCUGAUGGCGGCGAGCGGCAGCGAGGACCGGCGCCGCUUCAUCGCCAACAAAUACCGGCAGGGCAAAUACAGGAAGUACCACCCGCUAUACGGCAACCAGGAGGAGCUGAACAACGCGCUGUGUGUGAACGUGCAGGGCGGUGAUGUGCUGGAGACGCUCCGCCUGCUGUUCUGCGGCGCCGAGGUGAACUGCUGCUCUGGGAUGGAGAGCUGGCCCACGGCGCUGAGCCUGGCCAACGCACACACACAACCAUUACAGGCCGAGCUGCUCAGCCUCAACCUCAACACAGAGCUCCCGCGCUCCGAGCUCCCUGAAGUACCCAUGGAGCCGCUCCACUACUCGGCGCCGCCGUGCGUCUCUCACAACGGCUUCCUGUUCAAGACGGCGUCCAUGGCCCGCGCCGUGGUGGAGCGCAAGGCCCGAGAGGAGUUCAGUCGUCGUUGGUGCACCGUGAGCGACGGCAGCUUCAGUUACUACGAGAGCGACAAGAACUCCAACCCCAACGGAGCGCUGAGGGCCAAUGAGAUCGUCUGCCUGGCAGUGGACUCACCCGAGAGACACGGGUACGAUCACACCUUUGAGCUUUACUCCGAGUCGGAGCGCCUCUACCUGUUUGGCACCGACGACCCGGACAGCCACAAGGAAUGGGUCAAGUCCAUCGCCAUGAGCUUCAUCCCGGCCGCUGCAGAGCCGCUUCUCAAGUUGUCUUUCGAGCGCAUCGGGCGUCUGAGGUGUAAAGACGGCCUGAACCUCCAGACCUCCAAGGUGGGCUGGUUCGCUCUGGUAGGCUCCACCCUGCACGCCCACCUGGAGGACAGCCAGGUGGAGCAGAUCCAGCUGCGCAAGCUGAAUGAGCUCUCGAUUCAACAAGACAACGAGGUUCUGGUUCUGGUGGAGAGAGGCAGAACUCUGUACAUCGAGGGAGAGAGGAAGUUGGAUUUUUCCGGCUGGUGCGCCGCCAUUCAGGCGGCGGCGGGCAGCGGCGGCGACACGCUGAGUCAGCAGCAGCUGACGGACACGGACAUCCCCGUCAUCGUGCACAGCUGCAUCGGAUACAUCACGCAGUGCGGCUUGACCUCUGAGGGCAUCUACCGUAAGAGCGGUGUGAACUCGCGCGUGAAGGCGCUGAGCGACCGCUUCCGGCUCGACGCCCGCAGCCUCCACCUGAGGGAGGGCGAGCAGCAGGUGGACGACGUCUCCAGCGCCCUGAAGCGCUUCUUCAGGGAGCUGGACGAGGGCCUGUUCACGGCCGGGGCCGCCGGCUGGCUGAGCGCCACAGAUAUUCGGGAUGAGAGCCAGAAGAUCUCCCAGUUCCAGCUGCUGUUGAACAGACUUCCUUGUGUUAACAAGGCGACACUCCAGGCCCUCAUCAACCACCUCUACUGCGUGCAGCGCUUCUCUGAGCUCAACCAGAUGAACCUCCAUAACCUGGCCAUCGUCUUCGGCCCCACGCUGUUCCAGAGCGACGGGAAGGACGUGAACGCUUCCCGCGCCAUCGAGGACCUCAUCCAGCACUACACCUCCAUCUUCCAGGUGGAUGAGCAGCAGCUCCAGAAGCAGCUGAAGGAAAUCACCGUGAUCAUCAAAGUACGAGAGAGCCACAACACCAAGUUCCCCAGUACUGAACCUGGAGGGCACUUCAUCUGCACGGUGUACCUGGAGGAGAAGAAGGACACAGCAGAGCAGCACGUCAAGAUCCCCGGCUCCAUGACGGCAGCGGAGCUCACCUGUGAGAUCCUGGACCGGCGUAACAUUCAGGUUCAAGGCAACGAGUACUGGAACUGCUGGGAGGUCAGCGACAAGGAGGAGAUGGAGCGUCCGCUGCACCAUCAGGAGCGAGUCCUCCCCGUCCUGCACUCCAUUGGCACCGAGUCCCACCUGCUCAUCAAGAAGCACCUGGCCAUGGCGGCCAUGAUGCUCUACCUGGCCGGUCAGGCCGACGCCUCUAAGCACGGCGUGGUGAAGCUGGGCGAGGAGCGCAGCCUCCUGGCGCUCGGCCGCUCCUCUGGGAUCUUCCACGACCGCUACGCCGUCCUCAACGCCGAGUCGCUGCGCAUGUACAAGGACGUCAGAAGUAACUGUCCGGAGCGUGAUUGGCCGGUGAAGAACCUGAAGGUCUACAUGGGCAUAAAGAAGAAAGUGCGUCCUCCAACCAGUUGGGGUCUCACGGUGGUUUACGAGAGCAAGAAACAAGAGAAGCAGAAGAGACACCAGUGGUAUCUCUGCUGUGACUCUGAGUCAGAGAUGAGGGAAUGGUACGCCACAUUCCUGAGUAUCCAGCAUGACGGUGACGUGUGGCCUCAGGACGGAGUCCAGCACACGCGUGUGCUGAGCCGUGUGCUGCCGGCGGCGCGUCACGGUAAAGCGUCGCUCAUCCCGCUGCGCGGCAGCGAGAACGAGAUGCGGAACAGCGUCGCCGCUUUCAGUCAGGACGCGCUCGCUCUCUUUAGAGACGUUCGAUAACCGUGAUGAAGGGGGACUCGUCUCAGAUGACCUCUGAACUGUGACGUCAUCAACUCGUCUCAGAUGACCUCUGACCUGUGACGUCAUCGUUGUCCCUGUUGGGCGGGGUGAUGGACACCUGUCCCUGAAACCUACUCCUUUAAAUAUGAACCGGACUCAGCGGGUCACGUGACCCUCGUCUCCUCCCCUCGUCUCCUCCCCUCGAGCAGCAUCACAGAAGGACCAGGAUGUGCAGCAGGUCUUCGCCGUCGGUCACUGCAAUGCAUCAUGGGACGGCAGCACGCGCAGAGAGGAACCUUCUUCUACUUCUUCGUCUCCUUCGUCUUCUUCAGAGGAACAACGUUGGUGACUUGCAGUCACAGCUAAAUCACAUUUAUCAACUUUUAAUUUCUUAAGCUUUUUGUUCUUUAAAUCCAGAACAAAGUAAACAAAGUGUUCUGAGGCUGAGGGAGGCGACCCGGUUCUGUCCAGAGACACGUGAAGAUGUCUUCUCUUGUAUGAAGUGCUGGUCCUGGUCCCAUCGGACCUGGUCUGACUGAGUCCUGGUCUCAUCAGGUCUGACUGAGUCCUGGUCUCAUCAGGUCUCACUGAGUCCUGGUCUCAUCAGGUCUCACUGAGUCCUGGUCUCAUCAGGUCUGACUGAGUCCUGGUCUCAUCAGGUCUCACUGAGUCCUGGUCUCAUCAGGUCUCACUGAGUCCUGGUCUCGUCAGGUCUCACUGAGUCCUGGUCUCAUCAGGUCUCACUGAGUCCUGGUCUCAUCAGGUCUGACUGAGUCCUGGUCUCAUCAGGUCUCACUGAGUCCUGGUCUCAUCAGGUCUGACUGAGUCCUGGUCUCAUCAGGUCUCACUGAGUCCUGGUCUCAUCAGGUCUCACUGAGUCCUGGUCUCACUGAGUCCUGGUCUCGUCAGGUCUCACUGAGUCCUGGUCUCGUCAGGUCUCACUGAGUCCUGGUCUCGUCAGGUCUCACUGAGUCCUGGUCUCAUCAGGUCUGACUGAGUCCUGGUCUCAUCAGGUCUCACUGAGUCCUGGUCUCAUCAGGUCUGACUGAGUCCUGGUCUCAUCAGGUCUCACUGAGUCCUGGUCUCACUGAGUCCUGGUCUCAUCAGGUCUCACUGAGUCCUGGUCUCAUCAGGUCUCACUGAGUCCUGGUCUCAUCAGGUCUCACUGAGUCCUGGUCCUCCUGUGAUGACGAUUUACAGUAAAUAUAUUUAUGAAGUUUUAGAUUAUGGAUUUAGUCCCGUUGAAAUAAACACGUGUUGUAUGUUAUUUUGUUAUUAUGGUUUAUUAUAGUUGAUUAUAGUAUACUAUAGUUUAAUGUAGUUUAUUAUGGUUUAUUAUAGUAUACUAUAGUUUAAUGUAGUUUAUUAUAGUUUAUUAUGGUUUAUUAAAGUACAUUAGUGUUAUUAUAGUAUACUAUGGUUUAUUAUAGUUUAUGAUGGUAUGUUCAUCAAGGUGAAACACAUUAAAGUUCAUUAUAAUCUAUUUGUCAUCUACUUGAGUCAAAAUGUUACAUUUUGAGAAAAGGAGAGCGUAAAAUAAUCUGUAUUAAGAUAUAUUAAUCUGUAUUAAUCUAUAUUAAUAUGUAUUAAUCUAUAUUACAUACCUGCAAACUUGUCACCUUUCGGUGAAAUUCACCGUUUUGAACUCAAAAUAGGUCAUCCACGCGGAGAAAAAUGUGGAGUGGUGCUCUUCGCAAUAAAACAUCUUUGAUGGGGCGUGUCGCGUCUCGGCCAAUCAGUGUUCAGAUGUCCACAUCUUUUGGGGGUUCAGGUUAGCUUGAAUGUUAGUCCGCUACAUCUGCUGCUGUCACGCUGCACGGUGUAGCGAUGCUAACAAAGUACCCGUACGUUAAACACGAUGUGAUUUAGCAUAUUUUUAGUAUCGAUACUUCAUUAAGAGAGCGAUCAGAGCGCACGCGCUGCUCCGUGUCGAGCUGUCUGCGCACACUGCGCUGCGCAGCUCACAGCGAGAGAAGAGGCGGAGCUUAGAGACUUCGGCUUAAAAAAUAAAAAGAUGCCAGAAGGUAAAUGUUUCAGUCUGUAAAGUUGUGUAACUCUCCAGCUGCUCAUCCUGAUGAACUGUGGAUCAUCUGGUCAGAGACUAACGGCCUCAUAGUGGAUAAUCAAUGCUAUGAUGGAACCAUGUAGUUUCAUUCAUAUCUGGCUGUAUUAAUACUAAUAUUACUGUCAUUUGUUAAGUGUUGAAAAAGUUGGUAAAAAGUGAUCCAUACAGAUGUUUUAUUAAUUACUAUUAUAGAUAAAUAUACCAGUCUCGUAUUUAUGGUA